AAGAAAUCUACACGAAGCUCACAACCAUAAAAUGUUAUCUUCUUCUCCUCCAUUAUCUUUUGUACCCUAGUUAAGCUUGGCUUCAAUGGCCACUCUUUCCUGGAAGAACUGUCCCUGUCUUUCUCUCCUUUCCUCUUCUUAUAUAAUCCCCACCUAUCCUUUUUCCAUUUCAACCAUCUCCUUCUUCCUCAAUUAACCUCUCAAUCGACAGCUUUACUGUUCACUAGCCUACUUACACUGCUACUUAGUUUGUACUUCCUCUCUUCUAAUUACCAUCAGGUAACAAUGGCACUAGAUCCUCAUGAAGUUGAAUUCUAUGACUACUUCCCUUCGAUGAUGGAGCGACUGGGAGCUGAAGGGUUUAUCAUGGAAUUAUGCAACGGAUUCCGGAUGCUAAUGGAUGGUGAGAAAGGAUUGAUUACUUUUGAAAGCUUGAAAAGAAACAGUAUUUUGUUGGGUUUGCAGGAUGUGGGAGAUGAUGAGCUUGUUUGCAUGUUAAUGGAAGGUGAUUUAGAUGGGGAUGGUGCUAUUAAUCAGAUGGAAUUCUGCAUUUUUAUGAUUAGACUAAGUCCUGGUUUGAUGAUUGCACCAAAACAAUGGAUGAAUGUUGAACUUGAUGUAAAUGAAAAUGCCCUAGGCAUGCAUAUCUAAAUCACUGUAGUUAUUACUAUCAUUAUGUUCCUGCAAUAAGUUCAUGCUUUUUUUUUUUUUUUCAGUAAUAAAGCAAUCAAAGUCAUUUGCUUUGUUUAUGAAAUUUAUGUAUGUUUGAGAUUUUUAUCAAAGUGAUGCCUAAAUGAUUAAAUA
This is a messenger RNA of Ricinus communis (castor bean), 804 nucleotides long. Its product is annotated as calcium-binding protein KRP1. The transcript has a single exon. Bases 286 to 651 code for a protein of 121 amino acids. NCBI's taxonomy places the organism in Eukaryota, Viridiplantae, Streptophyta, Magnoliopsida, Malpighiales, Euphorbiaceae. Gene Ontology annotation, molecular function: calcium ion binding. The record is from RefSeq and is a predicted model, not a curated record.